AUGCGGAACCGGACGGGACAGGCCAUUCUGGCCGUGCUCCUGACCAUAUUGAGUUUUGCGGGCAUCACCGAUGGACAAGCCUACUAUGGCACAGUACAACGUGAGUUACAAGCCUGCGGUUCUGACAACUUUAUCAAUCUAGGAUGCUUCAAGAACUUCAUCUCCGUCGCCCAGCCGACAUAUUUCCAGUUCGAUCCGCAGGGCUAUCUGCCGUCAGAUCCCUCAAGGAGUUUUCCAGGAUGGAGUCCCGGCUCCAACUACAACAACACCGCUACCGGUCUUGACUGUGCCCGAGCCUGUCGUGGUUUCGGGUACAAGUUUGCCGCCAUGAGAGAUAACUCCUGCAGAUGCGGUAUCCAGCUACCUGUGGGAUACAGCCCAACGCAAGAUGCAGUCUGCCAGAUUCCCUGCCAGGGCAACCCCAAUCAGACCUGCGGUGGCGGCUCAGACGCUCAAAUCUACGUCGACCCUUCCUUUGCUGCAAACUCGCAGGUGCCGAUUCAAGCGCAAAACCCGUACAUUGCAGGGUUUUACAACUACUUGGGCUGCUUCUAUCUCCCGAGUGGCAUGCCCUCGGGUGACAGCCGUGCCACUUUCACCGUCCCCACGGUCGACGAGUGUUGGAACAGAUGUGCUGGCCUGGGUUAUCCCCUCGUGGCAGGCGUGGUAGAUUCGUAUGGACCAGGUCGUCUUGCCUUGAAAAGAGGAGAGCUAACAUGA
This is a messenger RNA of Podospora anserina S mat+, 720 nucleotides long. RefSeq lists its product as uncharacterized. Gene Ontology annotation, cellular component: plasma membrane. The transcript has a single exon. Bases 1 to 720 code for a protein of 239 amino acids. NCBI's taxonomy places the organism in Eukaryota, Fungi, Ascomycota, Sordariomycetes, Sordariales, Podosporaceae. The record is from RefSeq and is a predicted model, not a curated record.